Molecule: messenger RNA, 1077 nt
Organism: Zophobas morio
Lineage: Eukaryota; Metazoa; Arthropoda; Insecta; Coleoptera; Tenebrionidae
Exons: 12
Coding region: 43-1059 (338 amino acids)
Biological process (GO): transcription initiation at RNA polymerase II promoter
Source: RefSeq, a predicted model, not a curated record
AAACAACUUUUAACGAGAAAUUCAAAGGAUAAUUAUAAUGACAUGCCUUAUACUGAGUAUGUUCUUCGGGCAGCUUUGACUAAUAACCGGUCUUAUCAUCAAAUGCGUUUUACUGAUAAGACAGAAUUUAAGUGGCCCACAGAAUUUACUAUUCAAAAAGAACCCCAAGAAAUCUCUGACAGAUUCGAAAGGACUGAAUCUAUAAAAAACCAAAUACAAGUGUUUAAAAACGAAACUAAAGUUGGAAAAGUUAAACAAGUUUAUAAAAACAAAAAAAGGGAAAGAGAUUGGUGGAUUGAUUCCAACGUAGGCCCCGAAAUUAAACUACGAGGACGUCGCGCGGACGCCCACAGCUCUUCUUUCUAUGUCAUGCUUGUCAAAGGAAAUGACAAUGAAUUUGAAGUCUUACCUCUUCAAAAAAAUUAUAUUUUUAGGACAAGAAUGUGCGAAAAGGAUAUGUCUCUUGAAGAAAUAAUGGAGAAUAGAGACAAAAAAGAAGCAGAGAGGGUCGAAGCAACCAAAAGAUUUGCUGAUAAACUUGAUACCUAUGUUAAACCCAAAACUAAAAAUGUCAAAACGGUCGAAACGGAUAUUGACGAGGAGUACUUUUCGCCUGGAGAAGACGCGGAAGAUGAGAAGCCCUAUUCUCUAGCGAAAAAAGGGAGUAAAGUUGAAGAGAAGAUGGAAUCGGAGGAGGCCUACAACUAUAAUGCCACUUUCACGGACGAUGAAAGUGAAAAGGAACAGGAGAGCGAAAAUUAUGAAAAAAAAACACCGCAAGUGGCAUCAGCAGAUAACGAGUCAACUUACUUUGAAGUGGAUGCCAGACAAAAUUUCCAAUUGGUUAAUGUGAAAGAAGACGAAUUACUUACUCCUCAACUUGUUACGGAUUGGCUGCAGCAUCGCCCCAAUAAGAAAGAGUUGUUAAAAUUUUUUUCGCGUCACUUGAAACUUCAUGGUUGCGAGGACAAAGAGACUCAAAAGCUAAAACUUAAAGAAAUCCUUAAGGAGAUUGCAAAGUUCGAGAAUAAUUUAUUUGUGCUGAAAAAGGAAGUCUGAAAAGUAAAAUUUUCUGUU